Messenger RNA from Trichoderma gamsii, 1644 nucleotides. RefSeq lists its product as hypothetical. Gene Ontology annotation, cellular component: nucleus. Gene Ontology annotation, biological process: mitotic DNA damage checkpoint signaling; protein phosphorylation. The coding region runs from base 1 to 1644 and encodes 547 amino acids. The record is from RefSeq and is a predicted model, not a curated record. Lineage: Eukaryota; Fungi; Ascomycota; Sordariomycetes; Hypocreales; Hypocreaceae. Gene Ontology annotation, molecular function: protein serine/threonine kinase activity; ATP binding. The transcript has 3 exons.
AUGGCGGUCACUGCCACUCUAUCAAUACGUGAUAUCCCUUUCAUCACUUUUUCUGCUGCCAACGACGCCGCCACUCUCCUGUUUGAGCUCAUCCAGGCGAAGGCGUCACCGCCAAAUCUUGCCAGUGACGAAAAUUCCAUCGGAUUUCAAUUAUCACUGCCCUUAUUAGCCGAUGAUCCUAAUUCCGGCGACGGUGGCUUGGGCUCGAAUCAUUUAGGAUGGGAGAUUGGUGCAGGCACACCGCCAGUUAUGCUGGACAAAGGGCUGCGUCGUGACGAUCCGCCCGUGCUUCUUUGCCCUCCCGGCGCAACACCAGCUUCAAAGGCUGUUCGUAAAUACAUCAAAGACGUUCAUGCCAGUAUCUACCUUCACCAGAACACAGGUGUACUCAUGCUCAAAGCACUCUGUGAUCGACCAAUCAUCUACGAGCAAGGCGACAUGCACGAUAAUGACCUGGAACUUCGCCUAGAUGAAUGGGGCAACAGCACAACGUGUGUUUUGCGGAGAGAGCGCAACUACAUUCGUAUAGGCCCAUACCGCUUUCUUAUAAAGUUCAACGCACAAAGUCCGGAGACUAACCACAGGUUUAUUACGCAUAUGAAUGAAAAAUUAAAAAGUGAAUAUCACGGUCUAGUCCGUUCGCGUCUGUUUAACUUUAUCCCAAUGGGUCUUCCAUAUACCAGAACCAGAUGGAACAUAUGGCUUCAUCAGCAAAUUCCGACAACUGAGAUUACCACCGGCGUCAACAUUUACACUGGACAACCUGUUGCUAUCAAGAAACUGCGCAAUAAAGACACAAUUAUAAAUCAGCUGCAGAUGGCCCUCCAGAUUAAAGACAAGCAAAAGAACGGGAUACUUGGCAUUAUCGAUGUCUGGUGCGAUCACCAGACUUCUCCUCCAUGCUUUUUUCAUUUGCAGGGUUCUAAUCGACACGCGGAGUGUCGUUAUACCUAUUAUUCGAUGCCGCUGGCCUCAUACAACUUCAUGGACCUUCCUUGGUCUAAGUUGGAAGUUGAUAAGCGCCUUCUCUAUCUACAUCAGACGCUAUCAGCCCUUGCCGAGCUGCAUAACCAACAACUCGUCCAUGGGAACAUUCAGCCUGGGUCCCUCCUCAUUAUGGGUGACGAAUUACGCCUGGACUCUGAAACUCUUUCGACACAAAAAGUCGUCCUAUCCCUCUCCAUGAGGCGGAUAGAGAAGAUGGUGUCUAGUGGGGCGAAUAUCUGUGUCGCACCUGAGGUAUGGCAGAACGGGGGGGCAACAACAGACCUGGACGGGACAAAACUCGACAUCUGGGCAAUAGCCUCUUCAUGGAUAUAUGCGUUUGGAAAACCACCUAAUUGGAAAAUCGCCACAAAAGAUAACCACAAGUGGCUUCAGGAUCAAGUGAAAAGGCUUUCUAAGUUGACGCCAUUUAUCGAUCUUUUGCACAAAAUGUUGGCUUGGGAGCCACAAGAUAGACCAACCGUGGCCGAAGCUCUUGCAAGCGAUGCCUGGCAUUUAGUCCAGACAAUGAAACAUGAGAUGGAGGACCAGAAGACGCAGAAGCGGAAGGCCGAGAUGCAGUCAGACGGGGUAAGAACUCUACAAACCGAAACAGCAACGCCAGAGGACAAGAUAAAUUUUCCCCUGCAAAGGGAAUGA